CUAGACCAGAGCUUGGUCGAUUUUGCACGCGGACGAGCGCGCUGUAAUUUGUGUUUACGCUGUGUACGCGUCUCUCUGGUACUGGCAGCACACGCUUGUGUUCUCUGUCACAACUUGUGCAAGCCACAGAGCGCACUGUGGGCUCACAGAGGCUCGAGUGCUGCCACCACGCGCCACGCAGCCGCAGCGCACGCAUCACUCUCGAGCGCAGCAAGGCCAGGCUAUAUUGGACAUGUCCACCCCGAAGCGCAUACUGGAUCACGUACGCGAUGGCGACGUCGCGCCGGUGCGGGAUUGGCUCGCGACGGCGACGUGCCAGGACGCUCUUGGUCUAUUCUGGAACUUGUUAGGUAGCCGGCGCGCGGCGAACCUCAGAUUCAUAUCGCUAGUGUUGGACAGCGGGAUGGUUACGCUCAGCUGGGCGGAGCACAAGGCCGUGCUCUAUGCCGUCGGGCAGGCCGCCGGGUCCGACGUGCAGAAGGAUAUACGCCGCGCGGCCGAGGCGAUCCUGGGCGCGCCGGAACGCUCUCUCGACACCAGGAAGGUGUUGAUCAAAGAGUUGUGUGAAAAGGUGCUAUCUCUUACUAUCAGGGAACAAAUCACCCGAGAGCAGGCGGUAGUCAUCGCGGCUGCCGAGCUCGACUUCACCGACAAGAAGGGCGUGUACCUUGAAGCUAGUUAUCUUGUAAGGGCCGCGACUUUCUCCAAUGCCAGCGUGGUCCGCGAGCUUUGCUCCCGCGGCGCCAACCCAAACCACGUCAAUGAGCACAACUGGACAGCACUCCACACGGCCGCGCAAGGGCGUCACGUCGACGUCGUACGCGCAUUGCUUGAUUGCGGCGGCGACCCGAACUUGCGCGUGGCUCCUGAGGAUGAGUUUGAUGAACGUCUGAACCCACCGACGCCUCUGAUGUGCGCCGCCGCCAGUACGCACUCCGCCGAGGUGGUUCGAGUGUUGCUGAGUCGCGGUGCCGACUUCACUGCGACGAAUGCAACCAACCGCGACGCCCAAGCUUACGCGCUCAAGGCUCUGAGCCGACCCACCCGAGAUGAAUUUCCUGACGACGAGGAUCGCGGUGAGUGGGAACUGCAAGACUGGCGCCUCGCCGGCGAAGCAGAACGUAUUUUCGAGCUGCUCGCCGAUGUUCGCACCGCCGGCUCCUGGAAACGCUACGUGGGCGCGUGGCGGGUCCAGCUACUUCUGCUGCAGAAGCUCUGCUCGACCGGCCGCGCCUCGCCUGUGACUGCACUCGGCCCCGACCACGCCAGAGGCCCAGCGUCGGUCGAGGCGCUCGAAGCGACAAGCGGUUGUAAGGUGACGCGGCCCCGGAAACGCGCGCCACCGACGGACGCCACCGAAGAAGGGCCCACCGACGCGCUCAUGGCGCGACUCGUCGCCCUGCCGCCGCCGAUGGUCGGAAAGGUCGCGAGCUACUGGCGCACGGCGCGGGAUCCGCUCUACUGAAUGUAUUAUGUGUAAAACAUGUCAACAACA
Molecule: messenger RNA, 1495 nt
Organism: Pelagomonas calceolata
Lineage: Eukaryota; Pelagophyceae; Pelagomonadales; Pelagomonadaceae
Source: the annotation of a GenBank genome assembly